GCGAAAAUUCAAUGAAAACUAUAUUCUAAGUUAUAAGUCAGCUAAUUACAUUAUUAAAAUCUAAUUAUUCUUGUGAAAUGUUUUACAAAAUAUUUACUUUUUUAUUAAUUUUUAUAUGUGGACAUUUUUUUGAAGAAGUUUUUGGAAAUAUACUUUUAAUUGACCCGGAAAAAGUGAUACUAGAUAAUGAUAAAAAAGAAUCUGGUCAUCAUACAAUAUCUAUGUGGAUUACGGAGAAAGAUUUUUCUAGUCUUUCAAAAGAAGAAGUAAUAGUAAAUAAUAAAUACGACCCAUGUGAUUAUUGUUUAGAUUUUGCAUGCACUACGGAGACAUAUUGUUUGAAAACUCAAAAAAAAUAUGUAAUGUGUGGUCCUUUAAUAUUGGAUAUUGAAAAUAAAAAUGAGAUUUUCGCAGAACUUUAUGUGAAUUUUUAUGCCUAUAUUUAUGAAAACAUUAAAAAAAAAGACACAAUAUAUAUUAAAAUCACAUUCGAAGAAAAACACAUUAUUUUAAAUUACAAUGGAAAAGAUUACAUUUUCGAAUACAACGUAGAAGGAAUUGAUCUAAAACUAGAGUCAUUUAUGUUUGAAAUAAACAAGGGAAUUAGAUUCAAAAUAAUUAAAAUUCAAACCAGUAAACUAGAUAAUAAUACAUCUUUAAUAAAUGAUACGGUCUAUGCUAAACAUACCAGAAUACAACUAAGAAAUCUUGAGAAUUUGUCUUUAUGGAAAUAUGUCAAAGAGGAACUUAUUCAAUCGAAUUCUUCUACACUACCCAAUACAGCAAUAAACGAUUUCAUUCUUAAUUCAACAAUGUACAAGAGUGAUAUUAAAUACACUCUUGAAAAAUCAAGAAGAAUCAUGUGUGAUCGAACUUUUAAGUAUGCGAUUUUGCUAAUGGUAUAUGCCUAUGAGGCACUGAGAAUUGAUUAUUGUACAAGACCAUAUUGGGAUCAAUUAAUAUAUAAAUUAAAAAAAUUGAGUGAUGCACGGAUAAAUUUAGAUGAGAACAAAAAUUUACAAUUUGGAUUGAAAGAUAUUAAACAUGCAAUUAAUGAAUGUGAUGUAAUGUGUAUUUUUCAAAGAUUAGUAAAUGAUUAUGCAACUAUUUUCCUAACUCCACAAGAAAUGAAAAUAUUCAAAUUUAAAGAUAAAUAUUCAUUUAAAAAUAUUAAAGAUGAACAAAUUCUAUCGCAACAUUUAUUACAUAAAAUAUUAAUAGGAUUUCCAAAACAUCACUCAAACGACGAGUCAUACCAAUUUGAACUUAUACCACCAUAUUUAUGUGAAAUAGAAGAAAAAUUACAGCAAAUUUUUAAGUUAAUUGAUGCAGAAUUUGAAAAUAUUUACAAAAUAGAUUUGUAAUAUUGGAUAACUUUU
Daktulosphaira vitifoliae (grape phylloxera) is the source of this 1379-nucleotide messenger RNA. RefSeq lists its product as uncharacterized. The transcript has 11 exons. Lineage: Eukaryota; Metazoa; Arthropoda; Insecta; Hemiptera; Phylloxeridae. Bases 78 to 1364 code for a protein of 428 amino acids. The record is from RefSeq and is a predicted model, not a curated record.